UCCUCGCUGUAUACAGUAGAACCGUUAAGUCCCCCCUCCCGUAAAUAAUUGAACUAAAGAGCAUUUCUUAUCAGCUGCUUUCGUUUCACGGUUCAAAAACUUUCCCGAGAACGGAUUUUAUGCUAUUUUCGAGUUAACUGUUGGCUGAGGUGUUAGAUAAUCGGACUUUGUGAGGGAACCAGAAUAGACUAUUCUAACAAAGAAAGUAAGUGCGUAAUAAGGCGGCCAAUUAUUUCAAGUGGAGCGAGUUGGUUUCAAGAAUGUUGCGUUUUGCGCUUCUUCUGGCGUUAGGCGCCCUGGCCAUCGCAGAGGACCUGCAUCCAUUGUCACAGGAAUUUAUUGAUGCCAUCAAUGAAAAAGCAACGACAUGGAAGGCAGGAGCGAAUUUCCAUCCUUCUACACCUGUAGCCACCCUCAAACGUCUAAUGGGAGUCCAUCCUGACGCUAACAAAUUCAGACUUGCAGAGCAGGCUCCGUUUUUUGGCGAUUCGGAAGAUUUGCCGGAGAAUUUCGAUUCUCGCGAAAACUGGCCGGAUUGCCCCACAAUCCGUGAGGUUCGGGAUCAAGGCUCGUGUGGAUCUUGUUGGGCCUUUGGAGCCGUUGAAGCGAUUUCAGAUCGGAUCUGCAUUCAUUCUAAUGCUACAGUUCAUGCGCAUAUUUCGGCCGAAGAUCUUUUGUCAUGCUGCCAUUUAUGCGGUUUUGGAUGUAACGGAGGAUUUCCUGGUGCCGCAUGGAGCUACUGGGCUAGGAAGGGAAUUGUCAGUGGUGGCCCAUAUAGCUCAAAGCAGGGUUGUCAGCCUUACGCUAUUGCACCAUGCGAACAUCACACAACUGGCAAUCGCCCAUCAUGCGAAGGUCAGGACAGUAAAACACCAAAAUGCCAGCAUGUUUGCCAAGCAGGAUACAAAAUCCCAUAUGCCAAAGAUAAACAUUUCGGCAAAAAGACAUAUUCGGUUACACGAAAUGCAAAGGCAAUUCAAAAGGAGAUAAUGGAAAAUGGACCCGUUGAGGGAGCUUUUACAGUCUACGAAGACUUCGUCAACUACAAGGAAGGUGUUUACAAACAUGUUAUGGGCAAAGAACUUGGCGGACAUGCUAUUCGAAUCCUCGGUUGGGGUGUAGAGCGAAACACACCAUAUUGGCUCAUUGCCAACUCAUGGAAUACUGAUUGGGGCGAUAAUGGAUUUUUCAAGAUCUUGCGAGGCGAAGAUCAUUGCGGCAUUGAGUCAGCAAUUUCUGCUGGUUUACCUAAAUUUGACUAAAUUUCGAAGAGUGCUUACUACUGUGAAACAUGAAUUUCACUUUGAAUUGUGAUCAACAACGAAAAAAAAAUAUUCUAGGUUAAAACAACCAAUAAUUUUGUAGUUCAAUUGUAUCAUCCCGAAAUCUCUCUAAUAUGAAUAAAUCAUGGUGUAGAAAUUUAA
Messenger RNA from Hermetia illucens (black soldier fly), 1424 nucleotides. RefSeq names its product cathepsin B (gene CtsB). Gene Ontology annotation, cellular component: lysosome. Lineage: Eukaryota; Metazoa; Arthropoda; Insecta; Diptera; Stratiomyidae. The transcript is spliced from 6 exons. Gene Ontology annotation, biological process: regulation of catalytic activity. The coding region runs from base 261 to 1262 and encodes 333 amino acids. Gene Ontology annotation, molecular function: cysteine-type endopeptidase activity. The record is from RefSeq and is a predicted model, not a curated record.